AUGAAAAAAGCAGAGAGCUAUUACUUCAGAGAUGGACUCAGGUGUGUCAUUCCAAAUUACAAAGUGUUGCAAACGGAUGUGAAAGGGAGGUGGGUUGGUCAAACACUGAAACAAUUGUUUACCACCGAGUUUAAACACAUUUCAGUUGAAGAAGCUAAACGCCAAAUUGAGGGAGGUAUUAUGUACAUCAAAAGAAAAGAUGGAACUGUUGUGAAGAGUUUGGACGUUACCAUUGAAGAACAUGACAUUUUGGUCAGCAGAAUCCACGCUCACGAACCGCCAGUACCCGAUCACCAUAUUGAUAUCAUAGAAGACACAGAUGAGUAUUUAGUCAUUAACAAGCCAGCUGGAAUUCCAGUGCACCCUACUGGAAGAUACAUGUACAACAGUAUCAUAACCAUACUCAAAGAGGAAGGUAAAUACAAUGAUUUGAAACUAGUGUAUAGACUGGACAAGAACACAAGUGGAGUUCUUGUCUUGGCUAAGACAAAAAGAAUUGCCCAGAAGUUUCAAAAAGCUUUGAGGGACAAAACAGUGGGAGACUUCCAAGAGAUUGAAAAGAUAUACUUGGCACGUGUUGUUGGAGAAUUUCCAGAGACACUUGUUGUUGACAAACCAAUACAUUUGGUAGUGUUUGGUACAGAACAACAACACCAUGUGAGCGAUGAAGGGAUUUCAGCAAAAAGUGGGUUCAAGCGGAUUUUUUACGACAAAGCAAGCGACACGAGUGUUGUGGAGUGUGUUCCAUAUACAGGGAGAACACACCAAUUGCGACUUCAUCUGAAAUCAGUCGGACACCCAAUUGCAAAUGAUUCUGCUUAUUUACUUGAACAUAUCCACAACACCAGAACACGGGACGGAGAUACUGAACAGGAGCUUGCGAUGAGAACUAAGUAUGGGUGGGUGUUUGAUGAGUUUUGUGAAGAUUGCAAUUGUCCUAAAGGUGACCCAUUAGAACACUUGAUUUGGCUCCACGCUUGGAAGUACUCAAUUGAAGGUAAAACGUGGGUUGCGAAUGUUCCCGAGUGGGCAAAAAGCACAUAUGACGCGAAAGGUGGGUUGGAAAAAUGGCAUAAAAUAAUUGAAUGA
This is a messenger RNA of Entamoeba invadens IP1, 1089 nucleotides long. Its product is annotated as ribosomal large subunit pseudouridine synthase C, putative. The transcript is spliced from 3 exons. The record is from RefSeq and is a predicted model, not a curated record. Bases 1 to 1089 code for a protein of 362 amino acids. Lineage: Eukaryota; Evosea; Mastigamoebida; Endamoebidae. Gene Ontology annotation, biological process: pseudouridine synthesis. Gene Ontology annotation, molecular function: pseudouridine synthase activity; RNA binding.